CAAUUGACAGGAAUGGAGCUACCUACGAGGAGCGCUUACAACAGUAGAUUGUGAUUAUGGCUUGUUCAAUAAAAUCCACCAUGACAUAGGCACCCAUGUCAUACACCAUAUCUUCCCUCAAAUUCCUCACUACCACCUAGUAGAAGCGACAGAAGCAGCUAAAGCAGUGCUUGGAAAGUACUACCGGGAGCCAAAAAAAUCAGGGCCUAUUCCCUUUCACUUACUCAACACCCUGCUGAGAAGUUUUAAAGAAGAUCAUUUUGUGACAUCUAUAAUGCAUAUGUUGUUUCCUUUCUUGCAAACAUGUAAACCUUUGGUUGUAACCUUCCGUGCCUACUCUAAAGAUCAGAUCCUUAGAAUUCUUCGGGAGAGGCUCAUGGCACUACCUUAUGUUGUAUUCCAACCACAAGCAUUGGAGCUUUGUGCCAGAAAAGUUGCAGCUGCAUCCGGAGAUAUGAGGAAAGCACUUUCUGUAUGCAGGAGUGCAGUGCAGAUGUUAGAGGCAGAGAUGAGGGAAUCGUCAAGCAGCCCGAAUUCAUCAGUGGGAGAGGCCACUGAUCAACAGACACCACAAGACCUUGAAGCCUGCAAAAGACAACAAAACAUUACUGUCAGGAUUGAUCAUAUGGCUGCUGCAUAGUCAAAGACAUUUAGAUCACCAGUAGUUGAUACCAUACAAUCUCUUCCACAACAUCAACAGAUAAUAUUAUGCUCUGCAGCAAAGUUUUUUCGGGGAAAAAAGAAGGAUACAACUAUAGAAGAGGUUCAUUUCUUUCCUCUAUUUGAUAAUAAAAUUUUCAAAAUAUAUUUAGCGUUCUGUGAUUAAUAUUGAAAUUUGUUGUGCGAAUGCAAGCUAAAUAAAUCUUACAUAGGUAU
Messenger RNA from Rubroshorea leprosula, 876 nucleotides. Lineage: Eukaryota; Viridiplantae; Streptophyta; Magnoliopsida; Malvales; Dipterocarpaceae. The record is from the annotation of a GenBank genome assembly.